GUGCGCGUAUCCGUGCGCGUAAUGGUAGUCAGUGCGUGUUUUGGUUGCAGACAGCGCACACGCACACUGCUCCUCCUCCUCGGGUUCUUUCCACGGCUACGGCCCCACGGCGUUGUGCGACGAGAGGACCAUGUCGAUGAACGACGUGUACGUGCUGCGGCCGUUCAAGCUGAUCGCGCUGUUGUGCGUCUUCCUGGCUCUCUGCCUGGACCUGGUGGCGCUGCUCAGUCCAGCGUGGGUCACGGCCGACCACUUCUCCCUAUCCCUGUGGGAGUCGUGUUCCCAGUCCGAGGCGAGGCAGCCGGACGAGGAGGCUUCGUGGAGCUGCUUCUCCACUCUCACUUCUGACUGGCAGAUCGCCACCCUUGUGCUGCUGGUGGGCGGUGCCGCGGCAACCCUGGUGGCCUUUUUGGUGGGCCUCAUUUCCCUGUGCCGUGGGACCCAGAGGAAGCACUACCGCACUGUGUCCGUCUUCCUCUUCACUGCAGUUGUCCUGCAGGCCUGCGCUUUGGUCCUGUACCCAAUCAAGUUCAUCGACGGGACGGUUCUGCAAACCUAUCACGAAUUCAACUGGGGCUACGGACUCGGCUGGGGCGCCACCAUCUUCAUGCUGGGCGGCGGAGUCCUCUUCUGCCUGCGAACGGACAUAUAUGAGGAUGCAAUGUAUUGACACCCCUCCCAUGAACACACACAUAACUCUACGUAGUUGGUGUGUAUAGGAGUACGGACCAGAAUUCUCUCUUGGCUCUCUUGGUUAUUUUUAGUCAGGUUGUGUAGGCCUAAAUAAAGUAGGACAGGUCUGUUUGAAUGGUUGCUGGAUACUUUGACUGCAUGGUGACCUGGAUUUCUGUUUGUUGGACCGUUUUGUCCAGUAGGCUUUGAACAUUUAAAGUCAACAAGGUGUAUUCUUUUCUAGCAUUACAAUGAGGAGCUUGUUUUCAAUGGCGCCAUUUUCUCUGCAUUCUGCCUGAAACAUAUCAUCGUGUCUUCUCAUAUCACAAGACUUAGCCUUACAUAUAUGCUGUAUUUAUAGUGUGUUUGCAAACUCAAUUUGUCUUUAAUGAAAAUGUAAAUGUGUAAAAACAGUUUGUACAUGAAGGACUUUACGGAAUAAAAAGUGUUGUAUUUGGAA
Molecule: messenger RNA, 1132 nt
Organism: Syngnathus typhle (broad-nosed pipefish)
Lineage: Eukaryota; Metazoa; Chordata; Actinopteri; Syngnathiformes; Syngnathidae
Product: transmembrane protein 47-like
Exons: 3
Coding region: 131-670 (179 amino acids)
Biological process (GO): cell-cell adhesion
Cellular component (GO): cell-cell junction; membrane
Source: RefSeq, a predicted model, not a curated record